This is a messenger RNA of Puntigrus tetrazona (Sumatra barb), 2664 nucleotides long. It is a transcript of the gene klf12a, whose product is annotated as Kruppel-like factor 12a. The record is from RefSeq and is a predicted model, not a curated record. Gene Ontology annotation, molecular function: DNA-binding transcription factor activity, RNA polymerase II-specific; RNA polymerase II cis-regulatory region sequence-specific DNA binding. Lineage: Eukaryota; Metazoa; Chordata; Actinopteri; Cypriniformes; Cyprinidae. The transcript is spliced from 6 exons. Gene Ontology annotation, biological process: regulation of transcription by RNA polymerase II. The coding region runs from base 198 to 1304 and encodes 368 amino acids.
UUUCCUCCUGAGAAACACACGGCGGAGGAGGGAAGACAGAGAGAGAGAGAGAGAGAGAGAGAGAGAGAAGGGGGUCACAUCAGAAAGUGCGACAGAGGAAAACAAGACAGAAAAGAGGGAAACAGAGGGACGCUGUAAGGAUUGUGGUUCUUGCUGUCAAUUACUGAGGUUAAUAAACAAGGAACAGUGCUAUCAGGAUGUUGAUGCUGGAUGGGAUGCCAGCCCUGCCAGUCAAAAUCGAUCCUGCAGAGUCACAGAGACGGUCUCCUGUGAUCCAUGACUACACUGAGAUGGGUGUUCUGGUGUUGAACCGCAGAUUUCGGACACCAUCAGAUGACAGACGAUUCCUGUCCGACCCCUUCCAGACGCAAACAGAGCCCGUGGACCUGUCCACCAACAGAGCCAGAACCUCCCCGUCCCUUUCAGCAUCCUCAUCUUUAUCCUCGUCCCCCUCAUCAUCCUCAUCAUCAAUACGAUUUUGUCCACGCUCUCCUCCUUCCAGCAAGUCCUUGUCAUCUUCAUCACCAUCAUCAUUAUCCAUGCCUUCGUCGUCCUCCACUUCGGUCAUAACCCCCGUUCCUCGUUUGAAGAUGUCUCCAGUGGUGGCCUCUCCCCCGUCCAGGAGUCUCAGGGGGCAGUCGUUUUUGCACAUACCCCAGCUGAUGCCUCCUUGCUCCAGCCCGGUCCACCUCCACCCACGCCGGGUGCCGGUGGUGGUGCAGCCCAUGCCUCUGGUCUACCCUGGGGUGGGAUCGCUGGGGAGCAGCAGACUCAUGAUGCCUCUGCUGGAGGAAAGCAGGAUGCAUAGGAAAGUCACACACCGAAUCGCAGACGGACUGUCUCCUCGGCGAUCUUUGAGUGACAGCGAGGAUGAUGACCUGCCCAACGUGACCUUGGAGAGUGUGAAUGAAACAGGAUCCACUGCCCUGACUAUCGCCCGCGCCGUGCAAGAUUCUCUGCUGCCGUUCAGCAUCGAGAGCCUGCGGAGGCCCAGGCCUUCAGAGUCACCCGACUCAAAGAGGAGACGUAUUCACCGCUGUGAGUUUGAGGGAUGCAAUAAAGUUUACACCAAGAGCUCUCACCUUAAAGCCCACAGACGCACACACACGGGUGAGAAGCCAUACAAGUGUACGUGGGAUAACUGCACAUGGAAGUUCGCUCGCUCUGACGAGCUGACGCGACAUUUCCGUAAACACACCGGGGUCAAACCGUUCAAAUGCAGCGACUGUGACCGCAGCUUCUCUCGCUCGGACCACCUCGCCCUGCACCGCCGCAGACAUGCCCCGCAGACAUGCAUAGUGUGAACAAGACGUUUGAUGGACAAUAGAAGCAGACAGAGCAGGUCUCUAUCUGCCAGUGUCGCGUGCAGAAGGUCUGGUAUUACUCCUCGCACAACAAGGAGAUGAAAGACAUGGGGAUUUGACAGGAAUGAGAGACCAUGUUGAAGAUGAGGUCCAUGUAUUGAGUUUCAUCUACAUUUAUAUACAUUUCCCUCAUAUGGUUUAUCUUCUGCACUUUUAUGUGAGGUUUAUUCAUAAAGGUGGGAGCCACAGAGUCUUAUGCUAACUAUGAAAAGCCAUGUGCAGUUAAAGGUGCUGAUGCGAUUUUUUACACAGAAAUAGUAUAGAAUUAGCAAGAAACUAUUUUCAGAAAACAUAAAUCAAAAUUGUGACUUUUGGCCGAAAGGGGGCGUGGCCCGAUUGGAGGGGGUGUGGCCAAGUUGCACGUUUGUUUUGUUCUAAUAUGAGAUCUGAUAGGCUAUCAUCUAGUGGUUGAAAAUCGUAUAUAGCACCUUUAAAUGUAUUUGAUUCAACAAACCUUCAGGUUUCCUUCAGGUUUACUCAUGGAAGCCUUUUAGAACUGCAUAUCACAAUAUUUACAAAUCAUUUUGCAAUACUUAUUUUUGUCUAAAAAGCAUCGCAGAGGAGCCUAAAUCUGUUCAGUGAGGGCUUUGGUUAUGCAAUUAGCAAAUAAAAGUCACUUUGUGAAGAAAAAAAAAAUAAUUUACUAUUUGCAGGGUAAAAAAUGGCAUGGCUGUCAUUGUGUAGGAAAAAGACAUGCACACACAUGCACACACAAGAAAAACAUGACAUUACGUGACGUUAUCACAAUUCACAUUCUAGCUUCAAAUUCUGCAUGGGCUCCAGUUAUCACUUUAUUAUGAAUCUGAAAUUGUUGUUUUAUAUAUAUAUAUAUAUAACUGAAUGUGAGGAGACAACCGUACCAUUGAUGUAGUGUUCUGUCCUCUCAGGACAUUAUCUCGCACCGUUUUAAAUUUUCCUUGCAUCAUUUGUGCACAAAACUAGUGUAGCAGAUGUCUGUAUAUUUUAUAGUCUCUACCAUGUGGUAUAUAAUUUUUGUUUGUUUGUAUUGUAUGUCAUAUAUUUGUUCUGUAUUCCGAGAUUUGCACCCUUCUGUCCAUAAAUAUGUGAUGCCAAAAGUAUUUUACGGGGAACCCAGUGACUAAAAAUCAUGAGUGUAAAUGAUCGUCAAAUGGGCAUUCCUUUUUAUUUUUAAUUUUUUUUUUCUCUUCUACAAUGAUGUAUCUGUAAAUGAUGUUAUGGUAAACAUUUCAGUUUUAUAUGGAUUUAACUGUGAAUUUAUACAUAAAUACAGUAUAUGUUAGAAACAAGGCAUGAAUAAAAGCACAGAUUUGUAUGUACA